This is a messenger RNA of Cavia porcellus (domestic guinea pig), 2676 nucleotides long. RefSeq names its product ArfGAP with FG repeats 1 (gene Agfg1). NCBI's taxonomy places the organism in Eukaryota, Metazoa, Chordata, Mammalia, Rodentia, Caviidae. The transcript has 15 exons. Gene Ontology annotation, cellular component: membrane; cytoplasm; cytoplasmic vesicle. Bases 243 to 2051 code for a protein of 602 amino acids. Gene Ontology annotation, biological process: intermediate filament organization; spermatid nucleus differentiation; acrosome assembly. Gene Ontology annotation, molecular function: GTPase activator activity. The record is from RefSeq and is a predicted model, not a curated record.
CGGCGGCGGUUGUCCCGCGGUCGGUUGGUGUGGUCGUCAGCGCGCUUCCCGCCGCGUCCGCGCCGCGUCGAGCCCAGUCGAGUCGAGCCGAGCCGAGCCGCGUCGCAGAGGCCGGGCCGGGCACGGGCGGCGCGCGCUGACGGAGGGCGGCGGCCGCGGCCGGGGUGGCCUGUGGGACCGCGGGACCCGGCGCAGCCCGCCCGGCUCCCGGCGCUGCCGCCUCCGCCCUCGGCGCCGCGGCCAUGGCGGCCAGCGCGAAGCGGAAGCAGGAGGAGAAGCACCUGAAGAUGCUGCGGGACAUGACCGGCCUCCCGCACAACCGCAAGUGCUUCGACUGCGACCAGCGCGGCCCCACCUACGUUAACAUGACGAUCGGCUCGUUCGUGUGUACGUCCUGCUCCGGCAGCCUACGAGGGUUAAAUCCUCCACACAGAGUGAAGUCUAUAUCCAUGACAACAUUCACGCAACAGGAAAUUGAAUUCCUGCAAAAACAUGGGAAUGAAGUUUGUAAACAGAUUUGGCUAGGAUUAUUUGAUGAUAGAUCUUCAGCAAUUCCAGACUUCAGGGACCCACAGAAAGUGAAAGAAUUUCUACAAGAAAAAUAUGAAAAAAAAAGAUGGUAUGUGCCACCAGAACAAGCCAAGGUUGUGGCGUCAGUUCAUGCAUCUAUUUCAGGGUCUUCUGCCAGUAGCACAAGCAGCACACCUGAGGUCAAACCACUAAAGUCUCUUUUAGGAGAUUCUGCACCAGCACUGCACUUAAAUAAGGGCACACCUAGUCAGUCCCCAGUUGUAGGACGCUCCCAAGGGCAGCAGCAGGAGAAGAAGCAGUUUGACCUUUUGAGUGAUCUUGGCUCAGACAUCUUUGCUGCUCCAACUCCUCAGUCAACAGCCACAGCCAAUUUUGCUAACUUUGCACAUUUCAACAGUCAUGCAGCUCAGAAUUCUGCAAAUGCAGAUUUUGCAAACUUUGAUGCAUUUGGACAGUCUAGUGGUUCGAGUAAUUUUGGAGGUUUCCCCACAGCAAGUCACUCUCCUUUUCAACCCCAAACUACAGCAUUUAGAAUACUUUCAUCUAGCUGCAGUUUUGGUGAAUUUACUUCAGCUUUUCCUCUCCAGGCUACCCACAGUGGAAGUGCUGGAUCAGUAAAUGCUAAUUUUGCUCAUUUUGAUAACUUCCCCAAAUCCUCCAGUGCUGAUUUUGGAGCAUUCAAUACUUCCCAGAGUCAUCAGACAGCAUCAGCUGUUAGUAAAGUUUCAACAAACAAACCUGGAUUACAGACAACAGACAAAUAUGCAGCACUUGCUAAUUUAGACAAUAUCUUCAGUGCUGGGCAAGGUGGUGAUCAAGGGAGUAGUUUUGGGGCCACAGGUAAAGUUCCUGUCGGUUCUGUGGUUUCAGUUCCCAGUCAGUCAAGUGCAUCUUCAGAUAAGUAUGCAGCCCUGGCCGAAUUAGACAGCGUGUUCAGCUCUGCAGCCACCUCUAAUAAUGCAUACACGUCCACUAGUAAUGCUAGCAGCAGUGUUUUUGGAACAGUGCCGGUGGGUGCUUCGGCACAGACUCAGCCUGCUGCUUCAAGUGUGCCUGCUCCAUUUGGAGCUACACCUUCCACAAAUCCAUUUGUUGCUGCUGCUGGUCCUUCUGUGGCUUCUUCUACAAAUCCAUUUCAGACUAAUGCCAGAGGAGCAACAGGCCUUUCUGGAGCAAUGCAUUCUCAAGUGUUUCCUCACGCUCAUUUUGCGGCAACCUUUGGCACAGCAUCUAUGAGCAUGCCUGCGGGGUUUGGGACCCCUGCGCCCUACAGUCUUCCCACCAGCUUUAGUGGCAGUUUCCAGCAGCCUGCCUUCCCAGCCCAAGCAACUUUCCCUCAACAGACAGCUUUUUCUCAGCAGCCCAAUGGUGCAGGUUUUGCAGCAUUUGGACAAACAAAGUCAGUGGUGACCCCUUUUGGUCAAGUUGCAGCUGCUGGAGUAUCUAGUAAUCCUUUUAUGACUGGUGCACCAACAGGACAAUUUCCAACAGGAAGCUCAUCAACCAAUCCUUUCUUAUAGCCUUAUGUAGACACUUUACUGGAACGAACUUUUAUGUGGUCACAUUACAUCGCUCCGCCUCUUGCACUGUUGUCUUGUUUCACUGAUCUUAGCUUUAAACACAAGAGAAAUCUUUAAAAGCCUGCACUGUGUAUUAAACACCAGGUAAUAAGUGCGAAACAGAGGGCUGUGGUAACAACUUUAACCGGUGAAUUGGCAGAGAAAGAUAGCGGUAUCAUGUAUAUUAAAAAUUGGCUAAUAUUAAGUUAUUGCAGAUACCACAUUCAUUAUGCUGCAGUACUGUACAUAUUUUUCUUAGAAAUUAGCUAUUUGUGCAUAUCAGUAUUUGUAACUUUAACACAUUGUUAUGUGAAAAAUGUUACUGGGGAGAUAGAUCAGCCACUUUUAAGGUGCUGUCAUAUAUCUUGGAAUGAAUGAACUAAAAUCAUUUUAACCAUUACUACUGGAAAGUUACAAAGACAAAAUUGGAAGAUUUUAUUCGUUCUUGAAUUUUUCCUUUCUUAAGAGCUCUUCUAUUUAUACAUGCCUAAAUUCUUUUAAAAUGUAGAGGGAUACCUGUCUGCGUAAUAAAGCUGAUCAUGUUUUGGUACAGUUUGCAGGUGGAAAAAAUAAAUAUUAGAAAAUA